AGGAGGAAGAUGGCUUCUUCCAAGCCCCUGGCCAGAUUCUGGGAGUGGGGCAAGAACAUCGUCUGCGUGGGGCGGAAUUACGCGGAGCACGCCGCAGAGAUGAAGUCAGCUGUCCCCACUGAGCCCGUCUUCUUCCUCAAGCCCUCCUCCGCCUACGUCCGAGAAGGCUCUCCCAUCCUCCGCCCCUACUAUUCCCAGAAUCUGCACCACGAGGUGGAACUGGGGGUGGUGAUCGGGAAGAGAGCGCGAGGGGUCCCCGAGGAAGCGGCCAUGGAUUACGUGGCAGGCUACGCCCUCUGCCUGGACAUGACGGCCAGGGACACCCAAGAACAGUGCAAGAAGAAAGGGCUUCCCUGGACGCUGGCCAAGGGCUUCAGCACCUCUUGUCCGGUCAGUGAUUUUGUGCCCAGGGAGAAAAUCCCGGAUCCCCACCAACUGAAGAUCUGGCUAAAAGUGAACGGGGAGUUGCGCCAGGAAGGGGACACGUCUGCCAUGAUCUUCUCCGUCCCCUACAUCAUCAGCUACAUCAGCAAAAUUAUCACGCUGGAGGAAGGGGACCUCAUACUGACCGGGACCCCCAAAGGGGUUUCGGCUGUACGAGGGGACGACGAAAUAGAAGCUGGGAUCCAGGGGUUGUUGAGCAUGCGGUUUAAAGUGGAAGAGCAGGAAUGA
Euleptes europaea (tarantolino) is the source of this 672-nucleotide messenger RNA. It is a transcript of the gene FAHD1, whose product is annotated as fumarylacetoacetate hydrolase domain containing 1. Bases 10 to 672 code for a protein of 220 amino acids. Gene Ontology annotation, molecular function: acetylpyruvate hydrolase activity. The transcript has a single exon. Lineage: Eukaryota; Metazoa; Chordata; Lepidosauria; Squamata; Sphaerodactylidae. Gene Ontology annotation, cellular component: mitochondrion. The record is from RefSeq and is a predicted model, not a curated record.